CCACACACUCUCAACGAAGACAACCAGUCCCGGUAGCCACCCGGACCCGAGUCUCUGGAACAGCACAGAUCGACCUGGCCCGAGCCGUAAUUUACACCGGGAAACAACAACGUCCUCCCAGGGUGGUCGUACAACACUAUUUACGGCAUCAACAUCCCAGGCUCACCAACAACACAACCAUCUGUUGACUUGACGGCAUCCUACGUCUGUCACACACACACACACACACACACUCGUUGACAACUUACAGAACUCACCCACUCCACUUUUCCACUUGGAGUCGGAGCACCUACCCAAGGCAACCAUAGGAAAGAGACACAUCACGGGAACAAAAGAAGAGGAAAGAGCAAGUGAAAGAGGAAACCAGAAGGAAGGAACGAAGGCGACGCACACAAGACCCACGAGGUCGAACCCGUUCAAAAAAAAAAAAAAAAAAAAAAAAGCAACGAAGACGAUAAACAACACCACACAUCAUGGAGGCCCCCAACCCCGCGGAGAUGACGCACCUGUUCGGCACAAAAUACUUUGAGCCCAAGGGCAUAGUCAAGACGCACUUGAUUAUCAACGUCUGUUUGGUGGCAUUGACACUAGGAGUCAUUGGAAUGCGCAUGUUUGCUCGAUUCCUGUCUGGCGCCAAGCUGUGGUGGGACGACUGGCUCAUUCUUGCUGCCGUGCCUCAAGGUAUUGGAAUGCUCAUCAUCCAGGGCUGUUGGAUUGGAAUGGGUGUCGGCUAUCCCUUCACAGAAACCUACAUGAACCUGGUCCCUAUUCUCAAGCUGUUGGUCUCGUACGAACUCAUCUUUGCCACAUGCAUCAGCACCGUCAAGCUGUCCGUCAUGUUCUUCUACUUGCGCGUCUUCGUCAACGAUGGCCUGCGCACUGCGACCAAGAUUGCCAUGACCUUUGUCCUACUCUGGAGCACAGGCAACAUUCUCCAGGUCUUCUUGAUCUGCCGCCCCUUUAGGGCUGCCUACGACCCCAUGUCAGCUCCGGACGCCGUGUGCGGUAGUCAAAAGGCAUCCUUCAUUGCCAUUGGUGCCUUCAAUGUCGUCACCGACGUGGUUAUUCUGACGCUGCCUUUGCCUACCGUCUGGGGUUUGAAGAUGAGCUGGACUGCCAGAGCCGGUCUGACGGGCGUUUUCUUGAUCGGUUUGCUCACUUCCGUCGUCGCCAUCAUCCGUAUCGUCACCCUCGUUGGCCUCGAUAUGAAUAACCUCACUGGCACCAUGAUCUAUGCCGAUUUCUGGUCUACCGUUGAGCCUAAUCUGGCUAUUCUCUGCGUUAGCAUGCCCAUGUUGGGCUCUCUUUGGGCCCGCUGCACCACCCGUCGAGGAACCACCAAGCUGGGUCCCUCGAAUUCAGACGGCACGGCUACUUUUGGCGGCACCAAGAAUUCUGGCUUUAACAGGCUCAAGAAUAACAGCCACUUGGCCGAUGAGGACAACAUUGGCCUUGAGAACCUGUACGCCUCCAACAAGGAUGUCCACCACCAGUCCGCUGUUGCGGCUUCGGGAGAGAAGGAACAUCGCGGUCAUCACAACAGGCUGGGGAACCUCAGCAGGGAUGACGGGUCGGAGGUUGAGCUAACCGCCGAGCCGGGGUCUUUUAAGGAUCCUGGCGUUAUUACGGUUCAGACGAAGUGGACCAUUUCCGUUGACCAGAAUCACUAGUGUCGUUAUUCUCCUUCUCUUCUUUUUUUUUCUUUUUUUUUUUUUCGUGCUUUUCUGUUUCUCUUUCUCAGUUCUCAAAAGUCCUUGCUCUGUCCAUCUCUUCUUCCACGGACAUGGACACGGGCGUUGCCUU
Molecule: messenger RNA, 1803 nt
Organism: Neurospora hispaniola
Lineage: Eukaryota; Fungi; Ascomycota; Sordariomycetes; Sordariales; Sordariaceae
Exons: 4
Coding region: 474-1670 (398 amino acids)
Source: RefSeq, a predicted model, not a curated record